AUGGCACGAAGAAAUGCUGGGGCAAUGCAGCGAGAGGGGUCGGUUAAGGACUGGUCGGAAUUCGACCCCUCACCGUCUCCCAAGAUGGCGUACUCGCAGUCCUAUGUUGCAAUGAGAGGGGUGCUGACUUCGCUGGCUUCGCUUGACCUUGUCCUGAUGUCGAGCAGCCUAAAAUCUGCGUGGGCAACUAUAUCGUCCCACAAGCAUGCUAGGUCCUUGGAGAGGCCAAAGUCAAAGGGGAUGGGCUGGAAAAAGGCCAUGAUCAAUCUAUUCGUGUGUUUCAUGAUUGGCAUUUUCAUCGGAUUCACGCCGCUCUUCUCUGCUGAUUUGUCAAACAAAAUGCCUGCUGAAAAGGACAGGCUUCCAUUUGAUGGAGAUGUGAUUGAUAGACGACAAAUGGUAGAACAUCAAGGCACCAAGCUGGAGCCAUUUGUAGCGGAGGCUGAAUCUGAAGCGGUUAAUGAGCCACAGGCUGAGGAGAGUCCCCCAGUUCCUGCAAUGUUGGAUGAUGAGGCAGAUUUUGUUGAAGCCUUGCCUAUUGUACAUUCUGUUAAUGAUUCUGGCAUUGUUGCAAGAAAGCAACUGAUAGUUGUGACAGCAACAACAGUUCGACCACACCAGGCAUAUUACCUUCAUCGUCUGAUUCAUGUCUUGAAGGAUGUACCGCCUCCUCUUCUGUGGAUAGUGGCAGAGUGGCCAUAUCAGUCUCGUGAAACAGUAGAAAUCCUGAGGUCUUCUGGGAUCAUGUACAGACAUAUUGUAUGCAAUAGGAAUGUUUCAAAUAUUAGGAAGAUUAUUGUCUGCCAAAAGAACAAUGCAAUAUUUCAUAUAAAGAAGCAUCAUCUAGAUGGUAUAGUGCAUUUUGCCGAUGAGGAGAGAGCAUACUCAGUCGAUCUAUUUGAAGAAAUGAGGAAAAUCAGGCGCUUUGGUACAUGGCCAGUAGCAACACAUGUUGGGACUAAGUAUAAAUUGGCUUUGGAAGGCCCCCUUUGUAAGGGUGAUCAGGUCACUGGAUGGCAUACAAACCAGAAGAGCAGUAUGCUUCGUCGAUUUCCAAUUGGCUUUUCUGGAUUUGCUUUUAACAGCACUAUUCUUUGGGAUCCUAAGAGAUGGAAGAGCCCUACUGUAGGGUCUAUUAUACUCCAUUCAGGUGGAAGGGGUGGCUUGCAGGAGUCAAGAUUUAUUGAGAGGCUUGUCGAGGACGAGAGUCAAAUGGAAGGCCUGGCAGACAAUUGCACCCGGAUUAUGGUCUGGAAUUUCGAUUUGGAACCUCCUCAACUCAAUUACCCUACUGGCUGGUUGCUGCAGAAGAACCUAGAUGCUACGUAG
Molecule: messenger RNA, 1329 nt
Organism: Triticum turgidum subsp. durum (durum wheat)
Lineage: Eukaryota; Viridiplantae; Streptophyta; Magnoliopsida; Poales; Poaceae
Source: the annotation of a GenBank genome assembly